AAAAUGUUUAAUUUGAUUCAGAUUUUGUAUCUUCAACUUGAUAUAGUCGUGCACAGAUAUUCUCAUAUUUAUAUAUCUACUUAGUAUAAAUAUAAUAUAGAAACAUGUUGAACACUAUUGCUCAUGAUGUAAAAAAGAAGCCACGCACUAAGGAUGUUAAAAUACUAGAAGAUGUAACUUUUUCUCAAAUGGGACUUUCUCAAAAUAUUUUGAAUGGCUUAGCUAAUUGUGGUUUUCAAAGUCCAUCUCCCAUACAACUCAAAGCAAUACCAUUAGGACGCUGUGGUUUUGAUUUAAUAAUAAAAGCAAAAUCUGGAACUGGAAAGACAUUAGUAUUUGGUACUGUGGCUCUUGAAAUGAUAGAUGUUCAAGUAUCUUCUAUACAAGUUUUAAUAUUAGCACCUACACGAGAAAUAGCUAUACAAAUUUCUGAAGUUUUGUCAUCUGUCGGUUCAGAAUUGAAAGGAUUGAAAGUUGAAUCUUUUAUUGGAGGAAUGAUUUUAGAUGAUGAUAAAAAAAAAGUUAAGGUGUGUCACAUAGCAGUUGGAGCUCCAGGUAGAGUAAAACAUUUGAUAGAGAAAGGAUUCCUUAAAACUGACAAUAUCAGAUUAUUUGUACUUGACGAAGCAGAUAAAUUAAUGGAAAAUAGUUUCCAAGGAGAUAUUAAUUACAUAUUUUCUAAACUACCAGUUAGUAAACAAGUUAUAGCAUCAAGUGCAACUUAUUUAGGAGAUUUGGAAUCUUUUCUUCAAAUGUAUAUGUGUUCACCAAUAUUAACAUCUCCAGAUGAUGAUGGACCAAUUCUUGUUGGUUUAAAACAAUUUGUUACUGUAGUUCCUUCACAUCCAUGUACAAUGAAACAGGUCAAAUUUAAAGUAAAAGAACUUAUCAAGAUUUUUAAUAAAAUUCCAUUUAAACAAUGUUUAGUAUUUUCAAAUUACCAAUCACGAGCACAAUCUGUGUGUAAUAAAAUUAAUUCGAUGGGUUUUUCUGCUGCUUACAUAACAGGAAAUCAAGAUAUGGUUAAGCGACAACAGGCUAUUAAAAAAUUAAAAACAUUUAAAUGUAGAAUAAUGAUAACAACCGAUUUAACUGCUAGAGGUAUUGAUGUUGAAAAUGUAAAUUUAGUUGUCAAUUUUGAUAUACCUGGAGAUGCAGCUACAUAUUUACAUAGAAUUGGAAGAGGUGGUCGUUAUGGAUCUUAUGGAAUUUCUAUCACUAUUAUCUCAAACAAUGAAUUACAGUCGUUCAAGAAUAUAUUAAGAACUAUUGGGGGAAAUAAUUUUUCCAUUGCUAAACUUCCUGUAGAGUAUCCACUUAAUAUUUGGAGUUCUGAUUAUACAGCAUUUGAUAAGAUAUUUGGAAAAUAUGAUUGUGAUAUAGAUGAAGAAGAAAUUGACAAUAGAAGACUUGAUUCAGAUGAUGGCUUGCCUACUUUUAUAUCUCAUGAGAAAUCUCAGUGUAAUAAAGUAUUUUUACAAAAUAAUAAAAAUAAAGCAAAUAAUAUUCAGUUAUCCUUCAAUGAAAAUAUGUUAAAUCAAAUAAGUAAUAAUCCAGUACAUGAAAAUAGUAAGUCUUUUGAAUAUAUAACUACAUCAAAUUCAGAAGACACUACGUCAACUAAUUCGUUACUUGCACAACAUAUAGCAGAAGAAAACGAACUUGAAUGUCCUUUAAGAAAUGAAGUGGAAAAGGAAAUACCAAAUUUUGAUACUUCAUGUAUUGAAGCAACAUCAAAGAAUUUAUAUGAAUUUAAAUUAAUAAAUAAUUCCAAUAAUCCAUCCAAGUUUCAGAAACUUAAUGAAGAUGUUGUGUUUAAAGCUGAUUUAUCUAAUGUUGAGCAGGAUGAAUUAUUAAAUAUUCAUAAUAAUGAAAUGAUGGAAUAUUUGAAAUUUACAAUCAAUAGGAAAUAUGCUACAAAUAUGACUACUCAGGCAAAUAAUACAAUUAAUUCUGAAAUUAUGAAUGAUAAUAAUUCAAUAUUUGAAAAUAACGAAGAACAAAGCCACUUCACAGAAGAAAAUAAUGCUACGUGUGUUGAAUUACCGUCAUCAGAAGAUACAGAAGAUAUUGAUGUUCUUUAUAUUAAAGAAUUAUUGAACUAUUUGCAAAUAAAUGCAGAAAGUUUAAAAAAACAGAAUAAACUUGAUAUAGGAUAUGAUGAUGAUUCUAUACUAAGUAUAGCAUCAGCAUGGAAUAAACAGCUUAACUUUGAAAUUUGUUUAUUAAACAAUACAAUGAAAAAUAUAUCAAAUUCUAUUUGUAGCCCUAUAACAGAUGACUUUAAUUUAUUAGUUUUAAGAACUUUCUUGCAAGUACAGAAGAAAGUUUUUCUCUAUAUUUAUCCUGAACUUCGUACUGACAAAGAAAUUGAUGAUAUCUAUUUAUAUUUACCACACAUUAAUAAAAAUCUGAUAGAUAUAUACAUAGAAAUAGAAGAUUUUAAAAGAUAUUAUAGGCAGUAUGGAAAAAAAUUUGAAGCUUACUUUCCGUAUCAGAUGAAGGGAGAUGUUUUUAUGCCAAAUUUAAUAUUUGAUAAAGAAUUGGAAUAUUAUCGUACAGCAUUACAAUUUUUACAAAACGAACCAGAUAUUACAUUAAGAUUUGCAGAAUGGAUUAAAUAUUUUACUGUCUUAGAUAAAUUUGAAUAUGAUAGUAUAAGUAAUAAAAUACUAAAUAAAGAUACAAUAUCUGUCAACGAAUUAUGUGUUUUAAUACAACAAGAGAAUAUCAACAAGACAAACAGUGAAGUUAAAUUAAUACAGAAAGAUUCUUCGUAUCCUGCAAUACAUGAAAAUAAUUCUAUUCAAUCAAUAAGUCAUAAUUAUACAAAUGACUUUAUAUUAAACAAAAUUAACGAAGAUCCAGAAAGCAUAAAGAAACUUGGUGAGGAAAUGAAUACAAUGGAUCUGGGAAAUAAAUUAAAUAAAAAUUCUAGUGUAAUAGAAGAUUCAGUUACAUGUGAUCAACAAUGUAAUAUAAAUACAGAAACAAUAGGUGAAAGUAAUGAAACUGACUUGUCAGAUAAAUCAUCUUUGGAUAUUGGCAAUGCCAAGAAAGACUUAUUACCAUGCAAUGAACAAAUAGAUCCAGAAACUAUUAGUUUUUGUAAACAAAUGGAUAGUUUUGAUGAUCAUUCAGUACCUAAAAAAUGUUUAAAUACAAAACAAAAUUCUAAUAUAGAUGUACAAGCUGCAGUAUCUUUUUGUCAUAGGAAAAAAUGCAAUGCCGAUACAAAAUCAGAUGGAGUUUCUUUUUAUUGCGAUGUUAAUGAGUGGAACAGCUAUAAUCAUAAUCAUACUAUAGAUCCUUGGAUUCAAUCGUAUUGUUUUUAUAAUAAUUAUACAGAUAAUAACUUUUUUUAUAAUCUAAGUUAUGACACGUGUCCGAAACAAACUUCUCUAAAUAAUGAUUAUUACAAAUCAAAAAUUAACCAAAAUACAUCAAAUAAUUCUGUAAAUUCUAAUCAUAAAGAAGAAAUGGACAUUGAAGAAUUAUUUACAUCCAUUAGAAUGCAAACUAAUAAUUUACAUUGGCACAUUUAUCAGUCUCAGAUGUUAGAAUAGUCUACUAAAAAUGAAUAGUCAUAAUCAUAUGAUGCGCUUAUGGAUAUAUAUAUAUAUAAUAUGUUAAUAUUAUAAAUUGAAUGUUACAUUAUUUUUGGUCAUGAUUUCUAACGAUUGAUUUAUAAUCGAUUGGUAAUGUAUAAUGAUAUGCGAAACGAUCGAUAGUAAAAGGUCAUAUGUUAUUGGUAUGCAUUUAUAAGAUACAUGCUCUGUGUGCCAUGUGUAACCUUUUACCAUCGAUACCGUACUACUUGAUCUUACGUAAUUCAAUUGAUCUUUCUCGAUUGAAUUUUGUGGGAUUACAAAUCGCAUAUGUCCUAUUGAGUAAAAAGAUUGAUGUAAAAGACGCGUAUUAUAUAGUUUUAGGGUUAGGAAGGAUAUUACAUGUAUAGUUAUGUAAAUGAAAAAUACAAGAACUUCAUAAUAUCUUCUAUAAUAAAAGUUAUUUUCUUUA
This is a messenger RNA of Vespa velutina, 4020 nucleotides long. Its product is annotated as probable ATP-dependent RNA helicase ddx20. NCBI's taxonomy places the organism in Eukaryota, Metazoa, Arthropoda, Insecta, Hymenoptera, Vespidae. The transcript is spliced from 7 exons. Gene Ontology annotation, cellular component: SMN complex. Gene Ontology annotation, biological process: spliceosomal snRNP assembly. Gene Ontology annotation, molecular function: RNA binding; ATP binding; RNA helicase activity. The record is from RefSeq and is a predicted model, not a curated record. Bases 105 to 3566 code for a protein of 1153 amino acids.